GGGAGGGGAGGGGGUGCCGCGCGCCCGGCGCCGCGUCUCCGUCGCUAGGGACGCCGCGGCCGGCGGCGAUGGACCGGGACGACGGCGUGGGCGCCGUGGACAACAUCGUCACUCAGUUCAGCACCUACGAGGACUUCCUCGACUCGCAGAUCACGACCGUGGACCUGUACUACCUGGAGGAUGAAAACCUGGCCCGCCAGCUGGUGGAGCUAGGCUACCGAGGGACUGGAGAGGUGGUGAAAAGGGAAGAUUUUGAAGCAAGGAAGGCCGCGAUAGAGAUCGCAAGGCUGGCUGAAAGAACUCAGAAAAAGACAUUAACAAGUGCCGGUAAAGACCUGCAAGAUAAUUUUCUGAAGGCUCUGGCAGUGAGAGAAGAAGACAAUCGCAACGGAAAAGUGAGCACUGUGAUCUUUAUUCGUGACAAAAAUUCUCAUGGGCAGGAGAUAUCAGGAUACAUUGACUAUGCCCACAGGCUAAAGAUCGAAGAUUUUGAAGUCUACUUUAGUGGAAAAAGAAGACUUCUUCCCAAACCCACAGAUUUGAGCUUUUACAACUGGGAUAGUCAUAUUGCUGUUUGGAAUUCAACUCCCAAUUAUCAAGUGAUGGCUGACAACCCAGAAGGCUUACUUUUCAAAUACAAAAGAGACAGAAAAAUUCUUAAUGUGGAUCCAAAGUCUUCCCCAGGUGACAACUCUACUAGAACCCCUAUCCAGACAGAACUCUACAUUCAAGUUGUCCUUUUUGACCACAUUUCCAGAAGAAAGACUUAACUACCAACACGUUACAUGGUCCCCUAAUGGCUUGCUAAAUUUGAAUGAAUUCUGUAACCAGAAACAACUUAGAAAACAAGUGAGUACUGUAGCUGGGAGGCAAGCUGGAAUAAUAAAAGUUGAUAAAGAAAUUAGAAAGAAAACCAUAAUUGUGACUCUCUUUGUGGGGUACAGAUCUUAAUCUGACUUGAGGUUUUUCUAAAUUUUUCCCUCUAAAUCCUGAAGCUGAUUGUAACAGUUCUUGGGAGAGAAUCUUCUUGCUACUUAUUUUAUAGCUCAGAUCUUCCAAAACAAAAAUACUCCAGGUCCUACUAUUGCCAAAUACAGAGGUCUGGAAUCUGUACCAUGUGGCAGUUCUAUCUACUAAAUUUGUUGAAUAUUGAUAAGUCUGAAAUUGAAGAACAAGAGUAAGAAGAUAUAAAUACAAGGUUUUCAAUAGCUCUGUAUGAGGAAAUAAAAUCUCAAAUGUUCCAUGAGGUGAUGUAUAAAAUGAAGUGUUUGAUACACUUGUGUGCCUGGACAAUGUGAACCCCAUGACCAUGCAGCUGAGAAAAGGAAAUCUAAGUGAAACCAAAAGAUUUUAGGGAAGUGAGGACUUCAUUAGGGAAGAACAUGUUUUCCUCACGUGACACUGCAGGUGGCUUUUGUGCCACUUGUGAUUUAAAAAUAUUUGAGUUUUCCUCUUGUUCCCAUUCUCUUCUCUUUCUAAGCAAUCCAGUACCGUGGCCAUUAGUUGGGGCCAAGCAAGACAGAAGUCUGCUCAAUGUGUGGGAAUGGGAAAGACCAGAGCAGGGCAUCAGAGCUCCAAUGGGGUGAGAAAGGUGUAUUCACAGGGGGGUGAUGGCCUGGCAUAAUAUUGGAGAUUUCAUACAAGAUGAGGAGAGUGGUAUUAAAUUAGAAUUAGGUGUAUGGGUGUGAUCUCAUGAUUUUCAAUAUAUACAACAAAUACAGAACAUAUGUUAAUGUUUUAUGAUGCAUUUGCCAUUUCUCUGUUCAAUAAGAGGACUUCAAAACAGCAACACCCAAUCAAUGAGCACACAUAGCACCCAGAUCUUGGUUUCUCACCACCAUUUUCUACCAAAAAGAAGCAGUCAUCCUUGGGGAAAUGACUGAUUCCAGGGCUGAGGCAGGGAAAAUAUGUGGAUCUAGAACUUCUUUUUGUGCCAGAAAGCAAAGAAAUUCUUGAAAAAUGAAGGGAUUUUUCAAAAGGAAACCACAUCCACAUUGAAAAAGUUCCUACUGGCCAAACCUGGGACAAUUUGGGCAUCAAAAUAAAUAAUGAAAAAAAACCAGGCAGAAAGUAUAAAACCAUGAACCCAUACUCAUCUAUAUAAAGGAAUAAAUGAAAUGUUUGAUGAGGAAUGGAAUAUUUACAUAAUAUCUCCCACAAAAUGUGUGUUAGUUACAGAGGGAAUAAUGGAAAAAACUGGAAGUCACCACUUUCAACAAGCGAUGGAAGGGAAUAUAUUUAGUAAUGAAGGAAACUGAAUUUGUCCCCCAAGUAAUGUGCAAGAGAAUAACUCACCAUCACUUUUGUAAUAAUCCUGCCAAAGUUGCAUAACCUGAAUAUGAUCAAGAGGAAACUUAGAAAAAAAAAAUCCAUAGACAUUAUGUAAAAUAACUGGCCUGAGAUCUUCAAGUUGUCAAGAUCUUGAAAAUAGAAGCUUGAAAAGCGGUCUCAGACUGAAGGAGAGACACGAUAAUCAAAUGCAACAUAUGAUUCUGCAUUGUAUCUUUAUCCUAUAAAAGGAUACUGGGGACAUCUGGUGAAAAUUGAAGGGUUUCUGAAGAUUAGAUGGUGGUAAUGUAAAAAUGUGUGUCCUGAUUUUGAUGAUUAUGUUGUGGUUAUAUUAGAAAAUGUCCUUGAUUGUAGGAAAUUACACUAAAGUGUUUGGGAGUCAAGGGGCAUCAUGUCAGCAAAUUGUAAAUAUUCCGGGGGUUUUCUUUGUGUUGUCCUUGCAACUUUUUUGUAAU
Messenger RNA from Mustela erminea (ermine), 2744 nucleotides. It is a transcript of the gene CFAP299, whose product is annotated as cilia and flagella associated protein 299. Lineage: Eukaryota; Metazoa; Chordata; Mammalia; Carnivora; Mustelidae. The coding region runs from base 69 to 770 and encodes 233 amino acids. The transcript has 6 exons. The record is from RefSeq and is a predicted model, not a curated record.